AUGUCCAAAGGCAUUCCAUCGCGCGGACUAUUUGGCUCAACACAUGGCACGACAGUGAGUAGCCUGAAACUAUUAUCUGCCUCGAUUAAAACUGACUAUGGAUCGUACUCCAGUGAGCCUGAGCCUAAAAUCAAGAGAUCACAGUCCGUGAGGAGCAACUCAACUUCAUCUAUCGCCAGCACACAUCCCUCGCAAGUCUACUCUGCUGAAUCGCAAGCUUUGACUGGCUAUCAGUCACCAGUUGCAAGUGUGAACCCAGGAACACCAAACGCUGGAGAUCAGUUGAUGAAUAUGUGCUCUCAUUGUAUAAACUGUCAACCACGUUUGCAUGGUACUCACAAUAAUGGGAAUCAGCUUUACAGCUACUCACCGGGGUCGGGUUUGGGUCUGUUCAGCUCCCAGUCCUCACAAUCCGGACCACCUCCUGGAUUCGAGGCUAUUGAUCAGUACUUGCGAAGUGUUCUCCGUCCUGAGGCCUUUCAACCACUUUCCAACCCACAGGAGCAAAUGAAUUCUUCCUUCUGGCCUCCCAACAUUGACCCCAAUCUCUCUCAAAUGAACACUUCGAAUUUCCAACACCCCACUUCCUACACUUGGACAUCAGGGACGGAGAGCUUGCCUUGCCAUAUUCAACCCUCACACCAAUUACCACAAAGUCGAGCAAGCCAGGAACGCAACACAUAA
Penicillium verhagenii is the source of this 684-nucleotide messenger RNA. RefSeq lists its product as uncharacterized. The transcript is spliced from 2 exons. Lineage: Eukaryota; Fungi; Ascomycota; Eurotiomycetes; Eurotiales; Aspergillaceae. The record is from RefSeq and is a predicted model, not a curated record. Bases 1 to 684 code for a protein of 227 amino acids.